AUGGACACCAGUUACCUGGCCCAGCAGGUCAAUAGCAGCAUUGCGCAGUUGCAUGGCCUGUUUGACGAGAUUGGAGUUCCCAAUCAUGAGCGCGAGGCUCGGGAGUCAGAGCUCUUCACGGCUCUGUCAGAAGCACUCAGUAGCCAAGUGCGCCUGGUCACGACGGAGAAAAAGGACAUGAUUGAUGAGGCCAAGAAGAUUAUCACAACCAUCCGACAAAUGGAAGCGUCGCUGGACGAUUCUAAGCCCCGGAGAGGAGAAUACCAGGAGGACGAAGAGUUCAAAAUCACUUACCCUCUGAACCGCUGCGUGCAGAGCCUAAGGGAGAAGCAUAUUCAAAUAAGCCGUCUGCACAAGGAACGUUUCGAGCAGGUGAAAACGCUCGUCGAAGCCCUCGAGUCGUACUCAUCACAUCUCGAGCCAACUUUUGUUCAGAUCGCGCUUCCGCCCACGGGACCAAACCAAUCUCUCCCGCCCACGUUCGACAUAUCCAACACGUACGUCGAGAAGCUGGACGCUGAGUUCACCCGAGUGUAUGACGAAUACAUGCGCCGCAUUGCUUCGGUACAGGCAUUGUCCAACCAGAUUAUCCAACUUUGGGCAGAACUUGGCGUGCCUCAAGCUCAGCAAGACGGUGCGAUUGUUAAGUACUACAGAGAUGCGCCUGAGCAGCUUGGUCUCCACAAGGAAGAUCUCAACAGGCUUCAGACGAAGCGAGAUCGCCUGUCAGAUGAGAAGAAGAACCGCGAGAAGAGACUAAAGGAUCUCAAAUCCGCUGUCGAGGCCUUGUGGCUGAAACUUGGCAUCGACGAAGGCGAAACUAAGAAUUUCCUCAACAAAAACAGGGGAUGCGGUGUCCGUCAAAUCAAUGAGUUCGAAGACGAAUUGGCGCGCCUGAACGAACUGAAGAGACAAAACCUCCACCUCUUUGUUGAAGAUUCCCGCGUCAAGCUCCAGGAACUGUGGGAUUCGCUAUACUUUUCGGAAGACGAGAUGCUCGAGUUCACUCCGGCCUUUUCUGACGUAUAUAGUGACGCCCUAUUGGAGGCGCACGAGCGCGAGGUCGCACGACUAGAGGCACUCAAAGAGCAACGCGCGCCAAUUCUGGCCGUGGUCGAUAAGCACAAGAGCCUGAUCAAGGACCGGGACGACCUCGCAGCGUCGAGCCAAGAUGCUUCCCGCCUCAUGAUGCGCGGCCAAAAGGGUGAGAAGCGAGAUCCCGGAAAGCUUCUGAGAGAGGAAAAGAUGCGCAAGCGGAUAGCCAAGGAGCUGCCCAAGGUGUCAGCCGAAGUCCGCAAGAUGCUCGAAAGAUGGGAGGACGAGUACGGUCGGCCGUUUCUGGUAUUCGGAGAGCGCUAUCUUGACGAAUUAGAACCAGAAGAAACGAAGAGGGCUGGCCCUGCUUCACGAUCCAAGACUCCAGCAAAAGCACCUCCGUCGACGGUGAAAAAGUCAGCAGGUCUCACGAGAGUCCCUAGCACAAAGGCGGUACCGCCUCGCUCCAUGACCAAGACUCCGACGGCGGCGGGCCGAACUGCUACGAAGAAAAUGCAAUCGCCAGGCAAGACCAAUGCGAUACACGGCAGACAAAGCCCGUCGAGGAUUCCCGCUCGUGUUCCCCUGUCGAACUUGAAGACAGGCGGCAAUUCCCCCGAGCGUCCAUCACGACCAGAAUCUAGGGCAGAGACUCUUCGAAACGGUGCGCCAGUCCGUGCUCCUCCACCAAAAAUGCGUGACUUGAAGUCAGUUCCCGAACUACAGACACCAAAGAAUCCUUACAAGCGAACAGGCAUCGAGUCGAGCAUUGUGCGCCAAGUUGAGCCCGAGGAUGUCUACGACGACCGCCCUCAAACUUCCCGGGGAAUGCGAUCCAAUUCCAACCUGUCCAACCACACGCAGCCAGCGUAUUACGAGGAUGCAUAUGACGACCGUUAUGACGAUCGCUAUGAUGACCGCUACGCCACAAUUCGCGGUCCACGUUCUGCAUAUCCGCAAGGGGCGCCUUCGAGACAACUCUCAAACAAUUCACACACGUCGACUGCCAUCUCGGGGUCUGAGAAUUGGGAAACAUACGAUGAUAACAGCGAGCCGGAAGUAGACGUCUCAGAAGACUAUUAUAACAAGCUCCGAGCUGCGCGUGGCAAGAGAUAUGAGCCAGAGCAGGGCCAUGGACCUACAAGCAGCCAAGCCAAACGCCUAAGAGGCAUUCCAGGGACACCAUAUGCAGCAGCGCCAGUCAUGAUUGAUCACGAUGGUAACCGAAUCAUUUCGGGCAGCGAAUGGACUGAUGAAGAUGUGUUUUGA
Metarhizium acridum CQMa 102 is the source of this 2304-nucleotide messenger RNA. Lineage: Eukaryota; Fungi; Ascomycota; Sordariomycetes; Hypocreales; Clavicipitaceae. The record is from RefSeq and is a predicted model, not a curated record.